UUUCAUCACUUAGAGUUUUAGAAGAAUAGUUUUCAGAACAGUUGACCUUUCUGAGGUCGUGACCUUUAACAUCAUCUUUUCCUGUCUUCUGUCCAGAUCCUCUGACUCUGUGUCUCCAUGGUGAAGUGGGCGGGGUUUGAUGUCAGCCCCUCAUCUCGUCGACCCUCCCGCCAUGCCCACCAUGGUCUCUAGGUUGCCCAAGUUUGGUUCUCGGCCCAGAUCUCAGACGGCUCCCGCCGCCACCGCCGCUGUCAGCACCAGCGCUGCUGCUGCCGCCAGCGCUGCUGCUGCUGCCAGCGCCGGCACCCGCCUCACCAACGGGUUCUACCACCACCCUGGACCAUCAGGGGGCAACGGCGCCCUAACGGCGCCCCCGUCCUCGGCUAAACAGAAUGGAUUUAUCCGAGUGCCGAGUUCGAUUUCUGUGAAAUUGAGGAGAGAAAAUGGAUUGAUGGUGGACGGCGGCGGUGAUGGGGAGAGGGCGUGGAGCCGGGGGAAGGGCGGAUGGAAUCGCAGCAGCGUCCAGCAGUUUUACUCCCAGCGUGACGCCAAAAAAGCAGCCUCUGUGGAAAAGGGGCGUGGCUUUGGCCUGCCUGUGCCAUCAUCAUCAUCAUCGCCGUCUCCACAGUCCAGCCCCAGCACGCCUCCUGCUUCCAAAAUCAGAUCCAACAAACUGAGUCCAUCAGGGCCGACCAACGGCGCCAAACACGCCCUGAACGGCGUUUCGGGGCCCAAACCGCGGCCCGGACCCAGCAGCUCUCUGAGACGGCCUCAGAGUUUCCUCUCUCGUGCCGGCGGUUCUGGUCCUGGAUCUCGAGCUGGUUCCCCGUUCCAGAAGAAGACUCCAGCCAACCGCUCGUACUCCAGCGACAGCCUCGGCUCCGCUGUCUCCGUCCGGCUCACUGAAGACGAUCGCUUUCGCUCACGGAGCCUCACCCAGGUCCGACGGCAGCCCUCCCCCACCCUCACUCCUUCCUCCGCCUCCUCCUCGUCCCUCCCUCAGUCCCCCUCCACCAGCAGGGCUCCACCUAAAGGCAGCCUGCUGAAACCACCUUCAGCGAGGUCGGGGGUCCCCUCCCUCCUGCCUCCAUCUGCCUUAAAGAAACCUCUCCUAACCAGCCUGAGCCCCACCUCCAGGCCCAGUGGCAUCAGCUACAAGAUGUCACGCCCAACACUCAUCAAGCAGUCCCGCCCACUGCGAGCGACGACGGCCAAUCAGUGUGUAGACGACCAAGGACUGAGCAGACGGAAGGACUCUGUAGAGACGCCUUCGACGACAGAAAACAGCCCAGAAAACACUCCAGAGGCUCCGGACGCAGAGGAGCUGCCGGCAGAGCCUGCAUCCCAGGGAGAGGUGUCGAUUUUAGGGGAGACGCUGGAGGACAUGUCCCUGUCUUCCACCUCCUCUCUGGAUAGAAACGACACCAGUCAGGAGUACAUGGACGACUUUGACAACCUCGGAAACGGAGGCGUCGGCAUCCUGCUGCUUUCCUCCAAAAACGAGGAAGACGACUCCGGGCUCGACCAAUCGUGCGCCAGGUUUGAUGACGACAAGGUGGUCGCUAAUUGUGUCACCAAGGCGACCGGGCUGUGUUUUCUGGAUGAUGGUAUCGACUGGAGCAGCGUGAGACUCACAGGUGAACGAGGAGACCAUCAGCUGACCCGACUCUCCCGCCGGAGACGGUCCAGUCAGCCGGACUACCACGAGCAGGGCGGCUCGUCCCUGGACCUGUCCCCCUCCGACAGCUGCGGGUCCGGGGGCACCUACAUGUGGGACGAGGAGGGUCUGGAGCCCCUGGGGGGCGUCGCCACAACCGCGUCCAUUCACACCAGCAGCAACACCACCCACCACAUCGGGAGCUUCGACUCCGACCUCAACAGCAUCGACAUCCUGAACAACCUGGACUCUUGCGAUCUGGCUGAUGAUGAUCUCAUGCUGGACGCAGACUUCCCAGAGGAUGGCUCUCUGCACAGCGAUGAGGUGCGCUACACUCCGGCUCUUGCAGCUGUCAAAUCGCUCGAGAUGACGCCAUCGCUCAUUUCCUCAACACGAACCGAGCCGGCGCCGUGUCCCGACAGCACUGAGGAUUCUGGGAGUUUGCCACAGAUACUUCACUCCUCCAAUCAGGAAGACCAGGAGCCACUGACAGGUCAAGUCCCGACGCCACCGCGAACUCAAGCUCCACCUUCCACUAACAUCUGCCCCGCACAUCCCGAAACCCCUGCUGACAGACUCCGCAACCCCCGAGCUCCCAGUUCCACCCAUCCAGCAGCCCACGUAGGAGAGGAUGACGGGGAAAAGCAGAGGAAGGUGGAGGAGACGAAGUCGGGGGAAAGGAAGAAAACCCACAGCAGGUACCUGCAGCCGCCGCAGCCCUCCAAGCUCCGCCUCUUCCCAAAGACGAGGGCAGCACGCGACCCCGACACCAACAGCACCUCUGGACUGAAUUUCAGAACGCUGGCCUUCACCUCCACCUCCUCCCGCCUCCCCAAACCAAAGAACCACUGA
Molecule: messenger RNA, 2509 nt
Organism: Pundamilia nyererei
Lineage: Eukaryota; Metazoa; Chordata; Actinopteri; Cichliformes; Cichlidae
Product: serine-rich coiled-coil domain-containing protein 2-like
Exons: 8
Coding region: 140-2509 (789 amino acids)
Biological process (GO): microtubule bundle formation
Cellular component (GO): microtubule cytoskeleton
Molecular function (GO): microtubule binding
Source: RefSeq, a predicted model, not a curated record